AUGUCAUUCUACUAUUAUCCAAUGACUUCACACGAUAACAAUCAUAAUCACAGCCAUAUCAAUGGUAGUAUUAUACCCAAUUGUCCUACUCCCAACAAUUUUGAGGACAAAUUGCCAUCAUCUAUGGAUUCUCAUGAUGGGAAGAACAACAGUAACAGCAGUAGUAGUAAAGUACCAAAAAGCUUAAUAUCUACUCCAUCUUCAGUUCAUAUCAAAGUACAUGAACCAAUUGAGUAUUUUGGUCCUCAUUUACCAUCAUACUACAGUAACAAUAACAACAACAAUAACAACAGCAGCAGCAACAACAACAACAACGUUGCAACCACUGGUACUAACACCACUACUUCAACUACUCCUUCUUCUUCUACUACUUCUCAACCUUUGUCACCACCAUUGUCUCCAUACCAAAGAAAUGCAGAGUUGAAUAAACCAAUUCAGUUACCCCAAUUCACCGACAAUGAAACCAAAACUGAACAUCCAAAGCCAGUACAUCAACACAAACCAUCAUUUCUCAAUAACGGUAAAGAAUUCAAAUUGGAAAACUUCAAGGAUUAUAUCCUCACUGUCAAUAUCAAACCAACCAAGAAAUACUACAAUCAUCAAUUUGAAUUUCUUGACAAGUACUCAACCAAUGCAUCAAUUGAAAACAAAAACUAUAUUGCAUCGUUACCAACUCGUAGGUACAAAAAGAGACUUAAUUACGACUCAAAUGAUGAAUUAACUGAAGACAACACUACAACAGUAACUAGAGGCACACGUACUAGACGUUUACCUAAAUCAUAUGAAGAUAGUGAUUUGGAUUCUUCUUCACUACCAUCACCAAAAAAGAGACGCAGACCAAAUAAUACACCCGGCAAUGCAACUAGUGGCAGCAGUACACCAAUCCCCAUCGCAAUUCAACAACAAAUGUUAAUUGACGAAUCCAUACCGGACUAUUCGCCCGAUGCGCAAGCCACCUUACCCGCCAGCAAUUCCAAAUGUCUCAAGAUUGAAUGGAAGGGUCAACCAAUGGACUUAUCUCAAGAUCCCAAUUUGUCGAAAUAUCCCAAUUUACAUCCAGCUGAAAUUGUGUUGGCUAGUAUUUUGAGAUUGCCAAUUGCUGUCUACAUGGAUUCGAAAAGACGAUUCUUUUUUGAAAAGGUCAACAAGAUCAAACUGGGCAAGACAUUUAGACGAACUGAUGCACAAAAGGCAUGUCGUAUUGAUGUCAAUAAGGCGUCAAGAUUAUAUGCUGCUUUUGAGAAAGUUGGAUGGUUGGAAGAUGAAUUGUUUGAAAAGUAUCUAUAA
Molecule: messenger RNA, 1287 nt
Organism: Lodderomyces orthopsilosis Co 90-125
Lineage: Eukaryota; Fungi; Ascomycota; Pichiomycetes; Serinales; Debaryomycetaceae
Exons: 1
Coding region: 1-1287 (428 amino acids)
Molecular function (GO): protein binding
Source: RefSeq, a predicted model, not a curated record